Messenger RNA from Punica granatum (pomegranate), 1533 nucleotides. The record is from RefSeq and is a predicted model, not a curated record. Lineage: Eukaryota; Viridiplantae; Streptophyta; Magnoliopsida; Myrtales; Lythraceae.
AUUUGUAUCCAAUAAAUCGAUAUUCUCUGCUAUAUAUAAAAACCCCAGCUCCGUUCCCACUCUCCUUAACCUCAAAGAAACGAAAGCAACUCAACCCCCCCACUGAGGGAAAAACUGAAACAAGCAAAGUCAGCAAAGCUUCAAGCUAUGGAGUGGAUCCGAGGCGAGGAGAUCGGCCGUGGAGGCUUCGCUUGGAUCAAUCUCGCGAUACCCAAUAAGAAUCUUGCCGGCCUUCCGCCACUGAUCGCUGUCAAGUCCUGUGAUCUCUCCCACUCGGCGACUCUAGGGAACGAACUUGAGGUGCUGCAGAGUCUCGGAGAGUGCCCGCACGUGAUCCGGUGUUUCGGCGCUGGUCAGACAAUCGAGGGUGGAUCGGAGCUCUUCAACUUGCUGCUCGAGUACGCCCCCGGGGGCAGCCUAGCCAAUGAGAUGAGGAAACGCGGGGGGAAGCUGACAGAGCCGGAGGUCCGCCGCCACGCUCGAUCAGUCCUGGAGGCCCUGAGGCAUAUUCACUCUCACGGGAUCGUUCACGGCGAUAUAAAGGUCCAGAACAUUCUCGUUUUCCCGCCAGUUGACCGCUGCGGGUGUCCGGAGGUCAAGGUCGCCGACUUCGGGCUCGCAAGGGAAGCAGGGUGCACAAUAAGGCCGCACAAGGGCGAAGAUGAAGACGAAGACGAAGACGAAGACAAGGAUGGAGAAGAGCACAGAGGCUUCGAGUGGAGGGGGACGCCGCUCUACAUGUCCCCCGAAGCGGUGAACGACAAUGAGUACGAGGCUCCAUCGGACGUGUGGGCCCUCGGGUGUGCAGUCGUCGAGAUGGCCACGGGACGGCCCGCUUGGUCCCACCCAGAUGGCGCGAACGUGUACAGCCUGAUGAUCCGGAUCGGGCUGGGGGACGAGACACCGAUCAUCCCUCAUGAUCUUUCGGAAGAAGGCAAGGAUUUCUUACGCAAGUGCUUCGUGAGGGACCCGACGAAGAGGUGGACGGCCGAGAUGCUCCUGAACCACCCCUUCGUUGCCUGCAAGAAAGACUGUCAGUUCGUUUCGCCGCCUCACUCUCCGUCUCCGAGGACUCACUUCGAUUUCACGGAUUGGAAUUCUUCGAUACAGUCAUCGACAAUUUCAACACAAUCAAGUCUAGUCACCUCUCCGCGGGAAUUUUGGCAAGGAAAGAGCGAAUUCGGGUCCUUCAAUAAUUACGAUCAUCACGGUUCCGAUUCUCCGAUCGAGAGGAUUCACAAUUUGGCAUGCGACACGAGGCCUGAUUUCGAAGACUCAGAGAGCCUCUGGAUUACUGUGAGAUAAGCCAAUCAGUAACCGAAGGUCGUUUCCGAGGCAGUGGCAGAGUAGCGGGGCAGAGUAGAACAGAGACAAGAACAACAGCAACAAACGACCGAGGAUGAGAUUUUUUUUUUUUUUUUAAUGAUAGAUCCAACGGCUGCAAUUCAAUUGAUUCUUUUGCAUAUAUCAUUUAGAAGAUGUAAAUACUCGAAUUGAGGCGAUGAAUGAAAUCGAUGAGAUAUUUCAGUCAAA